This is a messenger RNA of Penicillium egyptiacum, 885 nucleotides long. Lineage: Eukaryota; Fungi; Ascomycota; Eurotiomycetes; Eurotiales; Aspergillaceae. The record is from the annotation of a GenBank genome assembly.
AUGGUCACCCUCACGGCAGAAUGGCUCCAGCUUGAACAAGCCCUCGGAGCCCGGCCAGUCCUCCAAGGCUCUGCAGAGGAUAUCCAAGCUCAGUUUAAGGAUAUAUCAAUUGAAGGGGUCAAGUGUCGGAUCUACACCCCCGUCUCACAAAGAGCGCCCCGCCCCGUUGGGAUAUACACACACGGAGGCGGGUUUAUUUCUGGCGACCUUGUCUCCGAAGAUCCGCUCUGUCGAGCCAUCGCAGACGCCGUGGACUGCGUUAUUGUCAGCUUAGACUACCGACUCGGCCCUGAGCACAAACUCCCGGCUAUGCUCCAGGAUACACUGGCCGUAUAUCAAUGGGCCUGGGAGAAUGUCUCCCAACUCGGCGGCGAUCGCGAUGCAUUCUUCUCCAUUGGCGGAAGCGCCGGAGGGGGUUUGGCCCUCGCCAUUGCUAAUCAUUACGCGCAGCGGCCCGACACAAAGAAGUAUAUAAAGGGAGUUGUUGCAAUAGUACCAGUACUCUGCACUGGGAAAAUGUACCUGCUGAAUUCCAAGCGGACUAUAAGUCGUACGUCGAAAACGCAGUUAAUGUGCCGGUUAUUGACAAGUCCUCCAUGGAAUCAUUCUAUGGCUGUUGAAGCCGAUCCAAAUGACUCCAGAAUUUUCACUGCCCUAUCACCCCAUCAUCGCGACUUUCCACCGACUUAUAUCUGUACCUGUGGAGCGGAUCCCCUCCGCGACGAUGGGACUGUGAUGGAGAAAGCGCUCAGGAAGUCUGGUGUUCCCACAAAGCUAACGACCUAUCCCAACCUGCCGCACUAUUUUUGGAUCUUCCCUGACCUGGAAGCUAGUGGAGAGUUCAUCAAGGAUGUGAUUGCCGGGACCAACUGGGUGAUUUCGUAG